Molecule: messenger RNA, 768 nt
Organism: Rhinocladiella mackenziei CBS 650.93
Lineage: Eukaryota; Fungi; Ascomycota; Eurotiomycetes; Chaetothyriales; Herpotrichiellaceae
Exons: 2
Coding region: 1-768 (255 amino acids)
Biological process (GO): carbon utilization; cellular response to carbon dioxide; cellular response to oxidative stress
Cellular component (GO): cytoplasm
Molecular function (GO): carbonate dehydratase activity; zinc ion binding
Source: RefSeq, a predicted model, not a curated record
AUGUCCCACCUUACGUUCAUGGUUUCUCAACUGAAGUCUACAAAGUUCAUCUCAGUUCGGGCAUUGAAACCCCCAACAUUUUCGGACUCCGGGUCACGUGACUAUGGGGUGCUCGUAGCAGAAUCAUUUACCGAUGGUGAUGCCUAUGUCAAAGCAUUCAACAACAACAACUUAUGGCGUCGUUCUCUCGCCGAGACCGAUCCGGAUCUCUUCGAAUCCCUAGGCAAGGGCCAAUUCCCUCAGAUCCUCUGGAUCGGCUGUGCCGACUCUCGUUGCCCUGAGACCACCAUUCUGGGCCUGAAGCCCGGUGAGAUCUUCUGCCACCGUAACAUCGCCAACAUCCUUGUCAGCAGCGACAUCAAUUCGCUGUCGGUCAUCCAGUACGCCGUUCAGUACCUCAAAGUCAAACACAUCAUUGUCUGCGGCCACACUUCGUGCGGUGGUAUUGCUGCCGCCCUUGGCAAUAAGAAGCUUGGCCUCAUCGACACCUGGCUCAUGCCCCUACGAGCCAUCAGACAGGAAAAUCUGACUCUGCUGGAUAGCCUCAAUGAGACGGAAAAGGGUCUGAAAAUGGUCGAGUUGAACGUCCGUGCCAGCGUCAAGGUUCUGCUCGCAAACCCUAUUGUUAUCGACGCCAUGAGCGAGCGUGGUCUGGAGGUCCACGGUUUGAUCUACAACGUCGGCACCGGCGAAUUGAGAGAGCUGGACAUCGAGGAGGAUGAGCAAGUUGUCAAGAGCCGGGUCACCGCUUUCAAGACUGAGGAUUAG